CCAUUUAAUUAUAAAAAUAGAAGCAAUACAAAUUGAGUUUUACAGUCUAGUAGUUAUCUUUUAACACACCUCAACAAAAAAUGGCGUUAGAAUUACCCACACUUCAGGAAGGGUUGAAAAGUAUUGCAGUGGCUGCGAGUGGCCUCCUGGCGGGUACAGCGGUGUAUAUUUCUGUGGUAGAAGUCAAGAGCCGGGCGAAGUUAGACAUCAAAUCCAUGAGAAAACAAUGGAGUGAUAGUUUUGAUAAUGCUGCUGUUUUUGUGCUGGGUGUCGGAACGGUAAAUACAGCAGCCAACGUGGUUUUGUUCUUUAUGGAUACCUCACCUUAUAAAAAUCUUUGGCUGGUAGAACCAUGUUUGUUUAUCAUCGGUGGAAUCUAUACCUCAAUUGUUAUGUUACCAGAGAUCAGAGAACUAAAGAAUGAUGAAAUAGUGGCUAAAAAAGGUGAUAUAUAUAAUAUGUGUGUGUGUGAUUUCAUUCACAUUACAUCUUCAGUUACAUGUAUACAACAAAGUUUUAUUUUAGAAAUCCUGAAUUUUAUCCUUUUUCAACAUCCGUUCAGUUGUUGCAGAAAUGCUAUAUAUAUGCUUUAAAAUGUGCUCUGAGUAGUAAAGUUUAAUAUCUCUUUUGAUGGGUAUAUUUUAUAAAAUAUUUUUAAUGGCGAGUCAUAAAUUAGGACUUUGUAUAAUAUCCGUAAAUUUAUAACCGAAAUGUACCCACCCACACUUCAUAUAUAAUACACAGAUCGUAACAAACCAGUCGAGCAAGAAUGAUCCUAUGUAAUUUCACGAUUAUUAUAUAUAUACAUUUUACAGAUCUAUGAAUAAACAUGCAACGUUCAAGAUGUAAAUUUACCUGCACAAAUGAUUAGUAAAACUAUUUCAUAUAAACCCAUAUGUUUAUGCUUAAUUGAGUCCAGUGCAACAAUUUUGGUGCCUUAGGGGUGCCGGGAUGAAAAAAGAAAUAAUAUACCAAGGGUUAACCAAAAAACAUAAAUCGAAUAAAGACAGACAACAACACAAUGGCGAAAAGAAAAGAAAAGAAAA
Mytilus californianus (California mussel) is the source of this 1046-nucleotide messenger RNA. RefSeq lists its product as uncharacterized. NCBI's taxonomy places the organism in Eukaryota, Metazoa, Mollusca, Bivalvia, Mytilida, Mytilidae. Bases 81 to 593 code for a protein of 170 amino acids. The transcript has 2 exons. The record is from RefSeq and is a predicted model, not a curated record.